UAUAUGCUUUAAAAUAAACAUAAUUAUCUACAGUUCUCAAAACAUGUGAAGGCGCUUAUAGGCCACAUAGCUUUUCAGGUUAGUCUGCUCAAGUUCUUCCAUCGAUGGAUAAAAUGCUUCUAUUUGCGAUAUUUGGCCAUAAUCCUCAUAUCCACAAUCAUUAACAUAUAGGUGAGGAAGAACAAUAUCACCUCGCUAUAAUUCUGUGAUCAUUUGUUCUCAAGUUUCUGUCAUUUUUAUUCCUAUGGUAAUACAAAAGCGUCAUGGGUCACAGGAAUGUUGUGGAUACCUUUAAAACAGUGAAUAUUUUAAUGUUCACAGAUUGUACCCAUUUACUUCCAUUGUAAGUGCCUCAGACUUUACGUAUACCAAUUUAUAGCCUGCCAGCAAUACUUUUUAGUAUACUGAAGCACCCACGAUUGAAGUGUGCUUAAGUAUAUUAUUUUUCACUAGGGCUGACUUGCUAGAAAGAUUUUGAUUCCAUUAAAGUUGCUGAAUAUGCUGUUAGCCAUUUCGCUAACUGCAGCCAGAGCCUCAGAAUUAAAUCACACCCUCUCUUCAAAAUCUCACCCUCCAAAGAUAUCAGAUGAGCAAAUCUGAUGUCAACAAAUCCGAACAAUCACACGAGCCUUUUUAGUUUUUUCUUUUUCAUGGUGCGCAUAGCGAUACCUUGUAUAGCAACAUCAAGGGCACUUGGUGAUGACACAAACAUAUUGCCCUCUGAGUUUGCUCAAUGCGAAAGGUGUUAUUUUUUCCAUUUUGCGGAGCUAUUGAGAAUGGAUGUAAAUUCAAAGGCAAAGCAACAGCUGCCAUCCUUAUGGACAGCUCUGGGCUUGCAGGUCAUAGUGACUCUGACUGACAGCAGCUCUUUGGGUUUAUAGCUUAUAGUUUAUAGGUGAUGGGGUAAAGACUCUGGGGGACAGUUCUGCAGCAAAUCACAGUUCUCUAAACCUUUGGCCCCCAAUGGUCUGUUGUCCCAGAGUGCCCUGUUGAAAUUCUAACCUCUUAGGCUCAGAGUGUGUUUACUCUUGAGUUAAUAAAUGAGCAAGUGUUGGAGUGAGAUGGUCAAUGCUAAUCACAUCCCUUUCUCCCUAAAUAAAAAUGACCACUAUGUUUUAGCUUCUGUCUUUAUUUGUCCCUUUUUUUUCUGUCCCUCUUGUUAAAAGGAGUGUUCCAGGUUCAAUGCAAGUUAAACAAACACUGUAACGUUGGUAAAUCCCUGAUUUUAUCACAUUAAAAUCAUGUUAACACGUAUAAUGUUUAUGUCUUGUGGCUAUAACUUUGAAACAGUGUAUUUUAAAAUGUAUGAACUGGCCCCAUUCACUUCCACUGUAAGUAUGAAAGUAGACACUGUUCUGCUGUAACAAUGAUUAUUUCCCUCUUUUUUUUUUCUUUUCUUUUUUUUUUUUUAUAAAUGAGGGACGAGUUGAAAUAAUUGUUUCUGGUCAUCAACAUUAUGUUAAAAUUGCUGUUGAUUGAGAUUAACUUGUAUUGAACCUGGAACAUAACUUUAAAGGGAUAGUUCAGCCCAAAAUGCCCAAAUUUUGUCCUUAUUUACUCACCCUCAUAUUGUUUCAAACCAUACUUUCAUCUUCCUUGAAACACAAAUGAUGUGUUCAGCAGAAUGGCAGCUUCAGUCAGAAUUCGCAUUUAGUGUAUCUUUUUUUUUUUUUCCAUACAAUGAAAGUGAAUGGUGACUAAGGAUAUAACAGUCUGCCUAAUAUCUUCUUUUGAGUUUCAGAGAAGAAAUAAAUGGAUUUGGUGAGUAAAUGAUAACAGAAUUUCUAUUUUGGGCUGACUAUACUUUUAAGUCAUCCAUAAAAAGAUAUUUACUGUAAAAGCUAGACGGUGGCACAGAGACAAACCCCAGGAAUGAAAGUUUAACAUUAGCACUGCCAGAAAUACAAGAACGUGGUCAGAUGGGGGGAGGUGUAGUACAAGUAGACAAAACUGUCCUUGAGGUGUCAAUUCUGUGGUGUCAAUACACCAACUCGCACCUCUUCAACAAUGCCAAAUGAGUAAACAUACCACACACAUGGUAAGGGUGAGAGAAUCAGAAGCAAAAGAGAGAAAGGGGCCGUCCUUACUGGCUCUUUUGAGCGGGAGUGAGAGGAGGUCCAAAGGGAGGAGGCAAACGGGGAGAGCAGGAUUGUGUCAAAGAGAAAGGGAGCGAGGAAAAGGGAAGUGCCGCUCUGUUUGCAGAGCAGUACAGGACCAUGCUGUCAGGCAGAUCUUUCAUCUGGAUUGGGGCACUGCUUCUGGGACUUGAAGCUUCGCUGACCAGGACAUCUGACUUCCAGCACCAUGGAUACGAGGAGAUGGUGAGGGCUCUUUUUGCUGUCCAAAGCGAAUGCCCCUACAUCACUCGCAUCUACAGCAUUGGUCUCAGUGUGGAAAGACGGCACCUAUAUGUCCUGGAGUUCAGUGAUAAUCCUGGCAUUCAUGAAGCAUUGGAGCCAGAGUUCAAGUACAUAGGGAACAUGCACGGGAACGAGGUGCUUGGCAGGGAGCUGCUCAUCUACUUAUCCCAGUUCCUGUGUGAGGAAUACAGAGCAGGAAACAAUCGAAUCACACACCUCAUCCACAACACACGGAUUCACAUCCUCCCUUCGAUGAACCCGGAUGGAUAUGAGGUGGCGGCCAGGCAGGGUCCAGAGUUCAAUGGAUACUUGGUGGGCCGUGGAAACUCAAAGGAGGUAGACUUGAACCGCAACUUCCCAGACCUGAAUGCUCUCAUGUACUACUAUGAGAAGCACAACGGCCAAAACCACCACCUGCCGCUGCCAGACAACUGGGAACUACAGGUUGAGCCAGAGACUUUAGCAGUGAUCAAAUGGAUGCAGAAUUAUAACUUUAUUUUGUCAGCUAACCUCCACGGUGGAGCCGUUGUUGCCAACUACCCCUUCGAUAAGUCUCGCGAGCCCCGUAUAAGAGGCAAGACAGCUUACUCGGCCACCGCUGAUGACAAAAUAUUCCGAAAGUUGGCAAAGACAUACUCCUAUGCCCACAGCUGGAUGCAUAAGGGCUGGAACUGUGGGGAUUACUUUGAUGAAGGCAUCACAAAUGGAGCCAGCUGGUACUCUUUGUCAAAGGGUAUGCAGGACUUCAACUACCUCCACACUAACUGUUUUGAGAUCACUCUUGAGCUCAGCUGUGACAAGUUCCCUCCAGCGACAGCUCUUGCCAGUGAGUGGCUGGCCAACAGGGAGGCUCUGGUGUCCUACAUGGAGCAGGUGCACCAUGGGAUUAAAGGCAUGGUCUAUGAUGAGAAUAACAACCCGAUCAGCAAUGCAGAGAUCUCUGUGGCAGGCAUAAACCAUGACAUAACCAGCGGGGCGGAUGGGGACUACUUCCGUCUGCUCUUGCCUGGAACCUACACAGUGACUGCAUCUGCACCAGGGUACCAGCCUUUUACCAGCACAGUGACAGUGGGACCAGCUGAAGCUGUACAGUUACAUUUCUAUUUGAAAGUUCAACCAAAAGUCACAAACUUGAAUGUGAAAGCUCAUACCAACAAGAAAGGCCCAUCAACAGCUCCAACCAACCUUGGACCAAGAUAAAGAGCAAGGACUCUCUAAACACAGACAAAACUCUGUCUCUGCUUUUUUUUUUUUUUUUUUUUU
Molecule: messenger RNA, 3623 nt
Organism: Myxocyprinus asiaticus (Chinese sucker)
Lineage: Eukaryota; Metazoa; Chordata; Actinopteri; Cypriniformes; Catostomidae
Product: carboxypeptidase N catalytic chain-like
Exons: 9
Coding region: 2217-3560 (447 amino acids)
Biological process (GO): proteolysis
Molecular function (GO): metallocarboxypeptidase activity; zinc ion binding
Source: RefSeq, a predicted model, not a curated record